AUGUCUGCACUGUACGAGGACUUCGUCCAGUGUGGUGGCAAAUGGGUGAAUAGUAUGGUGCUGAAAACAAUCCGCCACAAACACAAAAACGGCAAGCGGGCUGCACGCAGAUGGUUGACGAAGAGCCAGCUUCUGGCACACUUUGGCGAUGAAUCCGUCGUGGAGGCUAUUGUGUUGCGAAAAGAGGCAGACAAGGAUCUGGCCGAAGCCGAGAUCCGAGAUCACCCGGACUUGCCAGGCAGGAUGAUCUUGACAUUCAAUGGAGCCACCAGAAACACAGCAGGACUGAAACAAUACCUCGUCCUCGUCGAGGACGAGGAGGUGGACGAAAGCGAAGAUGAAAUCGAACAGCUGUUCAAAACGGAGCAGCAUCUCGAAAGCGAGUCGAGUGACGACGAUUUGAAGGACCGGGCUAUGUACGACAGUGGCGAGGAGUCCAGCAGCAGCGGUGCUGCCAAGAAGAAGAACAGGUCCAAGGACAAGAAGGCUAAGAAAGAUAAGAAGGAGAAGAAAGAUAAGAAAAGCAAGAGCAAGAAGAACAAGAGGAAGAGGGGAGGCAAGGGAAAGAAUUUAAGGAGGGCCGAAACCCAAGAGGGUUUGGACAAGGAGCAAAGCCGGAAGGUGCAGCAGGAGGGAAAGAAGGCAGUCUUCACUCCGGUAGUUAUCAGCACCCUCAACCGGAAGAUCAAGGAUGCGACCACGAAGAUCGACUCAAAAGAGGUUGUCCGGGACGCCUUGAAGAAGGAUCUCCAGGCCGUGGUGAAGAAGCUCACCUCGGCCCGUAGCCACCUGCAGACGGCGCUGGACUCGGCUCAGGACAGCAAGAUCACCGACAAGACGACGGCUGCCAAGGAUGUUCUGGACCAAGCCGAGGGAUCGCUCACGGUUGGGAUUAAGAAGAAGACUGAGAAGAAGGGUGGAGACUAG
Molecule: messenger RNA, 927 nt
Organism: Symbiodinium sp. CCMP2592
Lineage: Eukaryota; Dinophyceae; Suessiales; Symbiodiniaceae
Source: the annotation of a GenBank genome assembly